AUGCAAAAGCAAAAAAUAGGUCGCCUGGACGACAAUGACCUGUUCCUCCGGGACACGGAUUACAAUCGCGUGCAAAAUGGCCGAUACUACAAACUCCAGCUCGCAGAUGGGCGUGAGCUGGGCAGUAGGCCGUUGAUAGAAAGUUCGGAAACAAGCAGUCUUAUAACCGUCGGCCCAGCGAACAGCGGUGAUCUCUUCCGCAUUCACGAUUCUGAGUGGCCAUCCAACGAAGCGCGGAUUCUUUUCAUGCAAGACCAGUGGAAUCCGGCGUCAAACUUGGACAAGGCGGUUGCUAGGUCCAGUGAUGGUAGACUUGGUUGGAGUUCAUCGCAAUAUGACGGUGUCCAGAUCUUUGGUGUGAGAAACAAUGGGCACAACUUCAUACGACUGAUGUAUGAGAGCAGCUCCGGGAAGAAUGAUCGUCGGUUAUGGGUUGCAGAGCUGGAUGGCGACUCGGGCCGUAACAUUGUGCGCACUUCACACGGAGGCGCUCUUACUUUUGAAGUCUACUUUAUGUAUGCCUGCGAUGUAGAUUUUUGA
Uncinocarpus reesii 1704 is the source of this 540-nucleotide messenger RNA. RefSeq lists its product as uncharacterized. The record is from RefSeq and is a predicted model, not a curated record. Bases 1 to 540 code for a protein of 179 amino acids. The transcript has 2 exons. NCBI's taxonomy places the organism in Eukaryota, Fungi, Ascomycota, Eurotiomycetes, Onygenales, Onygenaceae.